AUGGCAUGCGAGCAAGUCGGGCAAGUUUUCGACAGGUUGCCCAUUGGCCCACCAGGCCAGCCGCUUUUGCUGACCCUGUCGUUGGACAUGGUAGGCUCAGAGCCACAGAGCUGCUUGAAAGUCCAUGGCUUGACUCCACGACUGGGAGGGUCAGGCUAUUCCGACGCUGGCCCAACAGUGCAAUUGAAGGGUAACAAUGCCACCCGUCCGUGGGCAUCCCGGACAUGGCACAGCAGCAUGCAACCCACAGCGAGGGCCACGGGCCCCACCAGGACUUCCAGGGCGCACAGUACCCCAGCACGUGGUUGUCCUUCAAGCGAGCUCCUUCACGAUUGGCCGUCUUCGUUCAUGGAAAGUUUAUGUUGGAAUAUCGCCGAUAUUCUGCAAGAAGCCUCGCUAAACUGUUCUCUGGACAGCUUGCACAAAGAUGCCUUGGCGCAGCUCAUUGCAGGCAUGAAGGCAGAACAGCUCCCUUCAGAUCCUUUUCAGUGCAGCACCCCUUUUCCGUGGCAGAUUGCUGCCGUGUACUUCGACAUUGCUAGCCAGCUUGAGUUGGUGGAUCCCCAUGUUCCGCGCGAGCCGGAACGGGCGCGAGCUGCAGCUAGCAUAUUGCAUUCAGUUUACCAGGCCCUUAUCACGGCGGCAUCAUUUCUGACACGCAGCAUGGUUUCGCGGAGCGUACAUCUGCAAAGCUCACUGGAUGGAUUCUACAGCUCAGUUGCUACGCAUUUGGUUCAUUUGGCUCGAGGAGCGAGUGGUCAGAGGAGCCGAACCCUUGGGCUUCACACGCAAGCAACACCAUCGGAAUGGGCCCAUCGUUCGGCAGCAGCUAUCAAUGCGGUUUGUCGGCCUGGUAGAACGAAUGCACCAUUGCUUGACAGUCACCGACAGGGUUCAAAAAGCAGCCUCCAGUAUUCAAAUUCAGCUAGUGGUGGCAGCGCUGGCAUUGGGACUGGCCGAACGUUCUUCAGUGCGAAUGUCACUUUACAUGAGUUCCAGACGACCGACAUCGCUUCCCGCCCGUUUUCGGACUCAAGUGACCGACGAGAGCCAUUCAUUGCGGGGCGAGCGAAUCUUUGUGCACACCUGCGAGGCAUUCUGGUACAGGCUACUUUGGAUGGGCGCUUGCAGGAAGAGCUGGGCCGCGUUGACACAGACUUCCGACCCGUUGACGAAGAGUCGAGUAGACCUAACGGCAUUUCGAAGCCGAUGUUGCUACCAGUCGGCAGCUUCUCCAGCACAGGCACAGUCUCACAACUCUACGAGCAUGCAGACCUACCGAACGGAGGCUCAGCGAUGUCAUUGAGUUCAGAUUCGGACAUGCGAAACGAAGAGCAACAGGUGUCAUCGAGUCCUUCAAGCGCAGUGGCCGUGCGGCGGUUUGCUUCUAGGCGCCAGGCGGGAAGCAGUGCAUCGACAGAAAAGCAAGUCUCGGAUCAUUUUCUUGAACUCGGUGACUUAUGCGAUGUUGCAAAGUGUGCCCACAUUUCCGAACUUUGUGAUGCAGAAGACAGCUCGACGCCUGCCUGUUCCCAGCGACAUGCAUCGCCGCCUGCAGCCCAGCCCGCCUUGCAAAAGCUGCGGCCAUGGGAAGACAAUUCCUCUCACAGGGCUGAUGCUCUUAUACGGCACUUGGACGAGGUCAGUCGAGGACAGGGUACGGCUGGUGUCGAAAGAUGCCUGUAUGCCGACGGCGUGUUGCCUCUGUCGAAGGAGUCGUCACCGAAUGAAAGAACUGUGCGAAUGCUCACGGAAGAAACAACGAAGGAAGAGCCUUGUGCAGCUGGGCAGACCAGUUCAAGCCGAGCUUACAAAGCUAUGACUUCUUCGUUGCUAUCGCUUGCACGCCCUGCUGAGCGACAAGAUGCCCAGCAGCGGAAGCAAGCACCUCAGACGACAAAGAGCAUUCAGCAAAACGCUCGCGAACGGCAAGCAGGACCUGACAAAGCAGGGAAAAGCUCUGCUUUGCCACCAGAAGUCUCCGUCAAGCUGCCUCAAGUGGUUCAGUGCAGAGGCUCCCAGAAGUCAUCAAGCCUGGCUGCAGGAAUCUACUCGCAGUCCUUCAAGAAAGUGUCUUCGAAUGCUGCAGACAAGCACAGGCUGUACAGGUCAAGCCAGAGCCUGCCCGUGAUCAAGGUCAAGCAGCGUAGUCCCCCUGACUUGCCUGAACGCAAGUGGCGCCCAAUGUGUUAG
Molecule: messenger RNA, 2193 nt
Organism: Symbiodinium sp. CCMP2456
Lineage: Eukaryota; Dinophyceae; Suessiales; Symbiodiniaceae
Source: the annotation of a GenBank genome assembly